Xiphophorus hellerii (green swordtail) is the source of this 1742-nucleotide messenger RNA. RefSeq names its product beta 3-glucosyltransferase b (gene b3glctb). Gene Ontology annotation, cellular component: membrane. The coding region runs from base 113 to 1549 and encodes 478 amino acids. The transcript has 15 exons. The record is from RefSeq and is a predicted model, not a curated record. Gene Ontology annotation, molecular function: glycosyltransferase activity. NCBI's taxonomy places the organism in Eukaryota, Metazoa, Chordata, Actinopteri, Cyprinodontiformes, Poeciliidae.
ACUAACCCUCGCUUUACAGGCUAGUGGACCGGCAGCUCCUUACAGCUCAGGAAUGAUGUAAGCCUGUCCCCGGUCGGUAAAGCAGCAGCCACGGCUAUCAUGUCUCAGCAUAAUGUGGUUAAUGGCUGUGAACUGGUCGCUGUGUUUUUUCUUUGGCUCGGCUUCAAAUCACGAGGAUCAGCCUGCACAGGGCUCUGCUGUGCUGGAGGAGUUGGUAAUAGUGAUUCAGAGUCAGAAGAACUCCUUCCACGCCCAACGUGGUUACCAAAGGAAGGAAAAGAUUCUGCAGGAUGCAGCUAAUCUCGGGGAGGGGCUUCCAGUGGUUCUUCUCCUCCAUGAGCUGUCAGAUUAUGAAGGAAACUGGAGCAUUCUUCCUGUUCUUCCGCUUCUCUCUGCUAUUUAUGGAGAAUCGGCAUCCUGGUUUUUGUUCAUAGAAGAGGAAACGAUGGUUAUUUUGCAUGUUCUGCAAAAUGUUCUUAAAAGAUAUCCGGUUCAAGAGGAAUGGUUUUUGGGUCAGCGUCUCCAUGACAACAAACCCUCCAUUGUUCACCAUUACGCCUUUUCUGAAGACCCCACUUCUUUUGGUUACCCUGACCCAGCAGUUGGUUGGGCUUUAAGUGCCGCGCUGCACCAAAGACUGGCAGAGCGGAUUCAGUCUGAGAAUCUGAAGUCGGAUUUUACCAUCGACUUGACACACGAGAUUGCUUUGUUUAUCUGGGAGGAAGGAAGAGGACCAAAGCUGACCACAGUUCCAGAGUUUUGUACAGAGACAAAAAACAACUGUGCAACCAAAUUCACAAACUACCUGCCCAACUGUGGGAAUCCUGUAUCAAAGAAUAAUAUAUUUGUUGCUGUGAAAACUUGUGAAAAGUAUCAUUCAGUGCGAGCAUAUUACAAUCCUCGCCGGCGCCAAUCUUUAUUGAUCCCCCGACGUGUACCAGUAGUGAAGUCCACCUGGGAAAAACACGCUGUUUAUUUAGAGUACUAUAGCGAUGUCACUGAUGCCUCCAUACCCACUAUCAACCUUGGAGUGCCCAAUACUGAGAGAGGCCACUGUGGGAAGACGUUUGCCAUCAUGAGGCGUUUUCUGAGUGAAGCUGUGCCGAAGGUUGAUUGGCUCGUCAUUGUUGAUGAUGAUACUCUUAUCAGUCUGCCCCGGCUGCGGCGACUGUUGCGAUGCUACAACCCAAAGGAAGCAGUGAGCCUGGGAGAAAGAUAUGGGUAUGGCCUGAUGCAGAACGGAUACAGCUACACAACAGGAGGAGGAGGGAUGGUACUUAGUAGGACAGCGGUGUCUAUGCUGCUCUCCAGUGGCUGCAGCUGCUACAGUGAUGAUGCUCCUGAUGACAUGGUCUUGGGGAGGUGCUUCACUUCCAUUGGGGUUCCCAUCACACACAGUCCGCUGUUCCACCAGGCCCAACCGGAUGACUACUCAGGAACGAGGAUUACCCUGCAGCACUCCAUCUCCUUCCACAAGCACUGGAGUGUAGAUCCUGUUGCCGUCUACACAAACUGGUUGCAGGACUCGCACCCAAAAGAUGAACUGUGAUAAAAAUCUUCACGAGGAUAAAGCUCUAUUGUGUCUGUCAGAACGCUGGAAAGACUUUCUCUUUCAAUGUGACGGGAACUUUUUUCACACUUUUAUUUUAGAAAAACACAGAACGGGAACAGUGGUGAAAUGGAAGGAAAAUGAUUCAAUGUUUUCAUAUUUCUUGUAAUAAAAGUGUGAUGUGCCUUUUGAA